Molecule: messenger RNA, 3324 nt
Organism: Patiria miniata (bat star)
Lineage: Eukaryota; Metazoa; Echinodermata; Asteroidea; Valvatida; Asterinidae
Product: frizzled-9-like
Exons: 1
Coding region: 1084-2895 (603 amino acids)
Biological process (GO): canonical Wnt signaling pathway; non-canonical Wnt signaling pathway
Cellular component (GO): plasma membrane
Molecular function (GO): Wnt receptor activity; Wnt-protein binding
Source: RefSeq, a predicted model, not a curated record
UGCGAUACAACCUUGGUAUUUGUUAGUCAUACCAUUCGAUCAACAUUUAUACCUGCGAACCAUAAUCCCCCCUAAAUACCACGGAGAUAGCGAGUAUAGAUAUCACAGCAAUAUCUGCGUUUUCAAGUGAUUGCUCGUUCACUGAACAACUCGGCAGAUCACCCGCACUCUUUGUGGGAGGGGCCUAUAUCCGAGCCCCGCAGCAGGCCGAAAUUGGUUUUUAUUAGCCCGCCAGAUUUUUUUCUCUCUCGCAAUCGUAAGCAGACUCUAUACUCUUGGAUACUGUACAGUAGUGUGUGAUUUGACUCUGUGGAGUGCGGGUCUGGGAACCACAUUAGGCAAAGUUCAGUUUGAUACUAUGCUCAGGGCCGUUUUAUCGGCCUUGUCGAGUCGGGCUGAGCCGAGCAGCAGGGGAGAUUUUGUGACACUGUUUACGCUGAGCGGAUCGCGUUCCAACGGUUUGCGUGCGGGUUGCAUGUGUCUUGGCCAAGUGCUGGACAAAAACAGCAGUGGUUCUACUUGUGUAUACACUUUCAACUUUUUCUCUCUCGCGACAGCAGAUUUGUAGUCAGUUUCUCUCUGCUUCAUUCCAUCCACACGAAGGAGAAGCGCGCAUCCAGUGUUUCCUCAGUCUGUAGACUUAUUGCACGCUGCACUCUGUGUGUGUUUGUGUACGUGAGUGGCCGCGAUAAUUUUUUCAUGCAUGGAGGAUUACCAUUAUUAAUGCGCUAGCUCGUUAACUGUAGCCGUGGCGAGUCGGCAGCGGUACAAAGCCGCUGGAGUGGCUGUGAUCUCCCUCAAGCGAUCGGUGAAGCACCGUUGGAGAGGCAGUCGGCACGCGGCACAAGGGCUCUGGCGCAGUGUCGGUGUGGUGCUCGGCGAGUAAAGACGGGACUGGCGGCGGACACACGGCCAGGUUCCCAUGCGAACUGCCGGUGUUUGGGGAGACUGCUAAGCUAAGAGCCAUGAAUAGAUGAUCCGUGUUUACAAGAGGACUUGCCGUCGUGUUCACACCACUUGGUGUACGGAUGUAGCCAAGUUUUAUAGUACAGUGUAGCAUCGAAUCAGCGAACUUUUAACAACAUGGCGGGAGUGAUUCCACAACUUGUGCGGAUUUUAAUCGUCGUCACUGCGAGUGCUUGCUUGGCCAGCGCUCUUGAGCAGAGACAGAACCAGUGCCAACGGAUCACCAUCCCAAUGUGCGUGGAUAUUGGUUAUAACAUGACACGGAUGCCUAACUUCUUCGGGCAUGAUGCUCAAGCGGAGGCAGCGCCCCGCAUCCAUGAAUUCUCUCCCUUGGUUACCUACGGAUGUUCAGAGCAUUUGCGGUUCUUCUUGUGCUCUCUGUACGCCCCUAUGUGCUCGCCUCAGGUGGAUAUCCCCAUACCGGCCUGCCGGCCUAUGUGCGAGACGGUUCGGGACAAGUGCGAACCCGUUAUGCAGAGCUUUGGAAUAUCGUGGCCUGACGCCCUGAAAUGUGAUACGUUACCCCGCGGUGUGGAGAGAGACGACCUGUGCAUGGUGGCACCCAACAUGUCCGGUGGUAACGAGGGAGAGGCAGGAGCGACGGUCGACCCAGAUGGAGGGUUUCAUCCUGGGGGAGGGGGUGGGAUACCCAAACCCACUCCCCCGUCCAGCAAGCCAAACGGCACCGACAACCGACGGUGUCCAAACCACGAGCGAUUCGUCAUGUUACCCCAGACCAAGUCGUGCGUUCCUCGGUGCGACCGGGACGUGUACUUCCAGCAAUCGGACAAAAAGUUCGCCGAGUUGUGGAUGGGGAUCUGGUCCAUCCUUUGCUUCGUCGGCACGGCCGUGACUGUCUUGACCUUCUUGAUUGAUCGAGGGAGAUUUAGGUAUCCUGAGAGACCCAUCAUCUUUUUGUCCAUGUGCUACAACAUGUACUCCGUCUCCUACAUCAUCCGUUUGUUCGCAGGACCUCGUGCCAUCGCGUGUGGCCACACUGCAGGGGAUGAAUAUUACCUGAUACAGGAAGGAUUAGAGAGCACUGGCUGUACAGUGGUGUUCCUUAUUCAGUAUUACUUCUACAUGGCGAGUUCCAUCUGGUGGGUGAUUCUCACCUUGACUUGGUUCCUGGCGGCCGGGAUGAAGUGGGGUUACGAGGCUAUUGCUGCUUACAGCAGUUACUACCACCUCGCAGCCUGGGCCCUCCCAGCGCUCAAGACCAUCAUUGUCUUGACGCUUCGCCGCAUGGACGGGGACGAGCUGACUGGGAUGUGCUUCGUGGGCAACCAGGACCCCGUGGCCCUGGCUGGCUUCGUGCUGGCCCCGCUCUUCGUCUACUUCGCCGUGGGCACCCUCUUCAUCCUCGCCGGCUUCUUCUACAUGUUCCGCAUCCGGAAGGUCAUGAAGAGCGGCGGCACCAACAUCGACAAGCUGGAGAAGCUGAUGGUGCGGAUCGGGGUGUUCUCGGUCCUGUACACCGUGCCAGCCACCUCUGUGAUCGCUUGUUACUUUUACCAGCGGGCUAACUUGGAGGUGUGGGAAGUCAUAGCCACUCAUGCCAACCCCUGCCUGCCUAAUGGAGACUGCAAUAUGGCAUUCUCGAUCCCCUCAGUCCCUGUACUCCUUGUCAAGACAUUCAUGCUUCUCGUGGUCGGGAUCACCAGCGGUAUGUGGAUAUGGAGCACCAAGACCGUCCAGUCCUGGGAAGCUUUCUUGGGCCGGAUCUUCCGCACCAACGGACACCGUAAGCAGGCCGCCUCCCUGCCGUCUUACGCCCAAACUGCUGGGGCUGCUGCCAACCCCGCCCCCGGACAAGCGAACCCCGCCCCUGGUCUAGGGGUCAAGUAUACCAGAACUCCAAACCCAGCCAACAAGGCUCACAGUAUUGCCUACACUAACUUUGAGGGUGGUGGUACGGCCAUUGUUUAGCACAAACUACAAAGUAUGGCCAACCAUGCUAGUACUAGUAACUGCAUUAUGUAUAUUAUCGUUAAAAAAACAUUACUACGCAAAUAUGAUUUUUUUUUUAUUCUGAAUAUGAUCAUCAAGUUUUCCUUGCGAGAGAUGUGUAACUCAAGACGCUCAAACUGGUGUAAAAAUUAAUCCCAACCCAAACGUGUUUAAGAAUUGCUGUAUCACUGUUUAACUUUUUGAAACAUUGUCGGGGAAAUAAACGGUCUUGUUUACUUUACGGCGGCCGUUUACCUUGGGUUGUUAAAGCCUGUGGAAUGUGUCGCUGCGUGGAAUGUGUCGACUAUCAUGGGCAUAUCAUUACGUAUCUCUGUGUAUAGAAUGUUAUCCCAGGAGGUAUCAUGCCGACAUAAGCAAUGCCGAUUGUUUCUAAUUAAAUGUAAACAU